AUGGAGCUACUCCGCCUUGCACCGCAGCUCGAGGAAUGCACCUUCAACAUGAUGGAAACUACAGAGCCGGGUGAUCCCGAUCCGCCCACCAACAAUAUUGCCAUGCCCAAUCUUCGGGCGCUGUUCUUCGGAGCCAACUGCGAAGAUCGGUUGGAUGUAUUUUUGGUCAAGCUCUACCUACCUGUCCUGGAAGAACUUCACAUUGACUCCAUCACCAAUCUUGAACCGCCCAUCGACCUAGUGUCCCACUUUGCGAGGUGGCGUUGUCCGCUCAGGAGACUGCUGCUGAGCGACCACGAAACACAACAGAUGGUCAUGAAGAGGGUGCUCUUGCAAGUACCGACGCUCGAAUACCUGCACCUGUCUUCAUCGGAGAACAAUCCUGCCGCGUGCGAUGUCCUCUAUGCACUUGCUGACCGCCUUGGUUCAGCCGACGGCACUGUGUCAUUCCUUCCUCGCCUCAAGACGUUCGAAUCCUUCAAUACCCCCCCUACCUUCUCGUGGGAUGUGAUUCCAAGGAUCUUCAGUGUAUCUUUUGACGGUGUGGAUCCGAUUUCCCCAGCCAGCCUUCCACCACGACCGGUUCUACAGCGUGUCAUCAUUCACGUUAAUCCGGAACCGGAUACAAACGAAGUGGAUCAGGAAACGAUGCGGAGGUACCUUUAUCUGAAAAGGAUUGGAAUCGAGCUGGACAUUGACCCUCCUCUUUUGUCCUCUCAUCACAGUAGUGUUUAA
This is a messenger RNA of Cyclocybe aegerita, 735 nucleotides long. Lineage: Eukaryota; Fungi; Basidiomycota; Agaricomycetes; Agaricales; Hemipholiotaceae. The record is from the annotation of a GenBank genome assembly.